AGGGUAACUACACUCCACUCACAAUACACUCUUAAGAGAAACCCCUCACGCCGCUCAUCCGCGUCUCCGGCGGUGCUCUCUGCGCGUCGCCGGUUUCUUGGGAAAUAUCUCACCUUUGCGCACAGGAACGGCGCGCAAAGGUCGGCGGGUUUUUUUGUUUUUUGUUUUGUUUGGUUUUUUGUUUUUGUUUUUUUUCCCCCGCGUCUGACGGCAUCCUCGGAUAUUCCCACCUGAGGUGAACUCCCGUGGCAUGCCCGUCAAUGUCUCAUGUCUCAUUUACUGGAACCAGGUGAGCGAUAAUUCGAUCUGGUCGUCACAACCGUGGGAUAACACGAGUGGAGCGCUUUAACAACCAUGCCACCCAAGAAAAAGGGAGAGCGUCAGGACACGGAUGCCUUUGAGGAAAGAAACGCUCAGGUGCAGCUGGAGAAGGCCAAGUCCAAGCCUGUUGCAUUCGCAGUACGUUGCAACUUCUCUUACACGCCAGCAGACGACGACAACGUUCCUGUACCGGGCCAGGCCGUCACCUUCGAGGCCAGAGAGUUCCUCCAUGUCAAAGAGAAGUUUAACAACGAGUGGUGGAUCGGGCGGCCGGUGAAGGAGGAUGGCGUGGUGGGCUUCAUCCCCAGUCCGGUCAAUCUGGAAACCAUUCUCAUCAGAAGAGAAGUCCAGGCGAGGAAAGCCGCCAAGGCCUUAGCCAACAAAGCCGCAGCUCAGCAAACUCAAGAUAUGAACGCAAAGAAAUACACUCCUCCAUCUCAAGCCAACCAGCAGGUGAAAAAGAAGCCAGGGGAGCAGGUGGCUAUGUAUGAUGUAGUGCCUACAAUGCGCCCUGUGGUUCUGAUGGGACCGUCACUGAAGGGCUUAGAGGUUACAGAUAUGAUGCAAAAAGCACUGUUUGACUAUUUAAAACAUCGAUUUGAAGGCAGAAUCACUAUCACAAGGGUCACAGCGGACAUCUCUCUGGCUAAACGGUCCAUCCUCAACAAUCCGGGCAAAAAGGCCUUAAUGGACCGGUCGAACACCCGCUCCAAUUUAGAUGCUGCCGCCCAGAUCCAGGGGGAGGUGGAGCGUAUCUUCGAGCUCGCCCGCAGCCUGCAGCUGGUUGUUCUAGAUGCUGACACAGUCAACCACCCUCUCCAGGUGUCCAAGACCUCCCUGGCACCGAUCCUAGUCUAUGUCAAGAUCUCCUCACCAAAGGUGUUGACGAGACUGAUAAAGACCAGAGGGAAGUCACAGACCAAACAUCUCAAUGUUCAGCUGGUGGCAGCAGACAAGCUUGCACAAUGCCCGCCGGAAAUGUUUGAUGUCAUCUUAGACGAGAAUCAACUAACUGAUGCCUGUGAGCACAUUGCUGAUUAUCUGGAGUCUUACUGGAGAGCCACUCAUCCUCCAGAGAUGGAGGCGACCAAUGCACUGGUAGCCCAUCUGGCUGGGAAUACACUGCCCACCAAUCCAUCAGGGAUACAGGAAGGGCAGAAAAACAAGAAGCCAGCUGCCCCCAAGAGGAAGGGUUCCCGGGAGAACCACCUAGACCAGGAGCCCCCUUCAGCCGCAGUACAGGAACAGAGGGAUGAGGAGGGCCAACGAGAGGAGGAAGAGCGGCUCCUGAGGACUGAACCAAAGAGACCCCAGCACGCCCACCACCAUCACCAUCACCACCAUAACCACCACCGCCGGAUGGAGCAUCAUACCCAGCACAACCAAACAUCCGGUGGCCCGGAAGUACAGCAGAGCAGGGAAUACACCCAGAGGCUUCCCCGCAGGCACCUCACUGAGGAGAGGGAGGACGAGGUGGGGGAUGUGGUGGAGGAGGACGAGGAGGCGACCCGCUAUAACCACCGGGGCCACAACCACCACCAUCACAACAGCAACCACCACCAUCACCACCAUCACCACCACCAACAUCACCGUGGGAACAGCCAGCCACAUGUGGAGGAGGACUAUGAGCAGGAGCACAAUGAACGCAACCGGCAGCACAGGCAUCACGCGCAUAUUCCACAACGGACACACCACCCAGAGCAAUAUCCUCCACACAAUCAUCACAACUACCACCACUACCAUGGCAGGGACAGGGACAGGGACAGGGACAGGGAUAGAGAUAGAGAUAGAGAUAGAGAUAGAGACAGAGAUAGGGACAGAGACAGAGACAGAGAAAGACACAAGGACAGGGAAAGAGACAGAGAUAAGGACAGAGACAGAGAUAGAGACAGAGAUGCACGACAAUGGCAUAGGGAUUCCUAUAUACACCAGUGACUGCGUUGUUUCUCCUGAGGGCCUGCAUAUGGUUUUAU
Acanthopagrus latus (yellowfin seabream) is the source of this 2294-nucleotide messenger RNA. RefSeq names its product calcium channel, voltage-dependent, beta 2b (gene cacnb2b). The record is from RefSeq and is a predicted model, not a curated record. NCBI's taxonomy places the organism in Eukaryota, Metazoa, Chordata, Actinopteri, Spariformes, Sparidae. Gene Ontology annotation, cellular component: voltage-gated calcium channel complex. Gene Ontology annotation, molecular function: high voltage-gated calcium channel activity; protein binding. Gene Ontology annotation, biological process: neuromuscular junction development; calcium ion transmembrane transport; chemical synaptic transmission. Bases 355 to 2256 code for a protein of 633 amino acids. The transcript has 14 exons.